UAAUGUAAUGGACUUCCAAAUUUUUAGUAACAUAAGCCCAUUAUUUUUUUUCUAACUUACUACUAUCCAUGUUUCCAAACAGUACUAUUUUUUAACUACUAUUCAUAUUGCCAAACAAUUUCAAUGUGUACUUCAACUUUAAUAAUAUAGAUUAUAUAUUAACUAUAUAAUUUAAUUAAUAAUAUGUACAUAAUUUAUUUUAUUGAUAUGAUCUUCAUACUUAAAAUGUUGAUUUUGUACUUUAAUAUUUUUAAGUUGAUUUUUUUUUCAUUUUUUAUCAAAUUAAACAAAACAUAAUUUUUACUUUUUCGUUAAGAAAUAUGUGUGCUAAUAUUUAUUUAUUUAAUAAUAUUAUAUAUUACUAUUUUUCUUAUUUUUAUUCUGAAAAGCUAUUAUUAUUAUUAACUUAAUAUAUUUACUAAUUAUUUUAAACAGUAAAAGAAAAAUAGUCUAUUUGAAACAGAGAUAUCAAGUCGAUAUCUAAUGAUAUUAAAUAAAAUUCACAAAAUGUUGUAAAAGAUAAAUGUAUUUAUGGUGUUUGGUAUAAAACCAAAUAAACCGAAAAUUGAUGGUAUAUAAACCGAACUAAACCAAAAUAGAUAUGGUUUUAAUAUGGCAGCUACGUUUUACAAACCGAAAUACCAAAGAAACCAAACCGAAAUCCGGAUUGGACACUCCUAAUUUAUAUGCAUAUUAAAGAAAAUACUACUCAAUAUAUAAAAAUUUAAUAUUUACUAAAAUGUUUAAAUAUAUAUGAUGUCUUUAUAAAUUUUAAAUAUCAAAUUCAGUAAGAUAUUCCAAAACAAUUACAAAGAUAUUAUACAUACCUAGGAUUAUCUUACUAAAUUACACAUAUAUUUCAAAUCCAGUAAUAUAUUGAUAAAUAUAUAUUAGUUCUUCCUAAAAAUAUAUUUAAGAAUCUAUUUUUAAAUACACAUUUAUGAAUAUUCUUAAAUUUAUGAUGAUAUUAUACAUAUUUAUUAAUAUUUUCCUAAAUUUUAGGUCUAAAUUUUAGGGAGAUAUCAUAUAUUAUUCAAAAUGGUCUUUCUAAACUUACACUCACGAAAAUAGCAUACAUAUUUAAGAAGAGUUUCCUAUAUUUUGUUAGUUUUUGUUUAAAAUAUUUUUUAGAUUUUUAAAGAGUAUUAUUAAAUAUUUAUUUAUUUUAUACUCAUUUAUGAAAAUAUUUAUUAAUUUUUUAGGAUGUUAUUUUUAGUUUUGGUAUUAUUUUUUAGGUUCAGUUUCGGUUUGCUUUUUUUGGUUUAAAUGCCCAAAACUAACCAAUAUGGUCUAUAAACUAAUAUUUGAUAAAUUAAUAAACACUCUAAAUUAAAAAAAAAAAUCGGGUUAGAGUUGUGAUAGUUCAAAAUAUGACGCAAAUUAUUUAAAAUAAUAAAAUAAUAUAUUUUUUAAUUUUUUUAUGUAAAUACAUAGUCUCAUUAAAAUAAUAAAUUAAUAAUUUAUAUAUAUAAGAUUUAUAUAAGUACAAACAAAACAUUGUAUUAUUUGUUGUAUAUCAUAAUGAAGUCCAUCUCUUCUUUUCUUAACAAUUCAAUAUACUCUCAUAAUAUUUAGUAAAAUUUUAUAACAGCUCUCGCCCCCUCAACGGCGACAACGGUACGGACAUUGUACGGCUCCGUCAUGGCGAGGUCUUUGCUUCUGAUGAGUGCAGAUCCGGGAAGCCCCUGAACCACUGAUUCUUCCUGUGUGCUACUCUUUACCAGCUUCUGGAGAACUUGUAAUAGAUCUACAAUGUCUGUCCAUCAAACCCUUGGCAUCUCUUAUCUUUUCCUCGCUGCAACUAUACUAGAACUUUAGAUCUUCCUCUCCUUAUCUAGGUCCAAGCUCCUAGAAAGGACGUCUCUUUUGGUGUGCGGCUUCUGGUUUCUUUUUUUGUCUUUUGGUGAUAACAUUGGCACAAGUUCUCGUCUCUGCCUGUUCUCUCAAGUCCACUCUCGAGCUUUCUCAAAACGAUGUCUAAAACGCACGUCUCAAAUCUUCAUGGGAACUCAACACAAGAACAAGAUGAAGAGGAUGAUGACCUUGUCAUCUUACCAAACGUCGAUAACUCCGAGCUGAUUGCUCAAUUCAAACUCAGUCUGGUAGGGAGAAUCUUCAACACGGAACGGCGCAGCGUCGAAGCUCUCAUCUCUCUACUCCCUCGACCUAACAUUUGGGAUGUAGAAGGAAGGGUUAGAGGACUGGAUCUAGGAAACCACAGAUUCCAGUUUGAUUUUGAGUCAGAGGCUGACCUUGUUAAAGUCCUAAACAAGAGGCCAUGCCACUUCAACAAAUGGGCCUUUGCUUUGGAACGGUGGAUUCCUCAUGUUGGCGACAUCUUCCCUAAUACCAUGACUUUCUGGAUCAGUGUCAGCGGCAUCCCAACACAUUUCUGGAUGGAUCCUAUUUUCGAUUCUCUGGGCAAAAGGCUUGGCAAUGUGGGGCUUAUUGAUGCUAGAGCUGCUAAAGUACAGGUUGAAAUAAACAUGGACCGCCCUCUGAGAUUUGCCCUCCGCGCCCAGCUGCCCACAGGUGAGAUCGUCCCGGUAAAGCUUGUUUACUCUAACCUCCACCGCUACUGCAGGCACUGUCGUCAUGUUUCUCAUGAGGUGGAGUCUUGCCCACAACUCCCUGAAGCUGAAAGAACAGAGAAAAGCUCAAGACUGGAGGAAGAUAGGGACCAUCCAAAUUUUAACAGAAUUGAUGCUCAAAGAAAAGGAGAAACCUCUAAGCGCCCAUUACCUCAACCUUUCAAGGACAGACGCAGUGGGGAGGACACUCACAAGGACACCCGAGAUAGCGUUUGGAAACGCAUUGACUCUCGGUAUGAUCCACGAGUUGACCAUCGCCCAUCCUCCAAAUAUGAUCACCGACAUGAUAGCAAACCUGUUGAUCGUAAAAGGGAUCCGCCUACCCGUGACUCCUAUAAUAAACGAAGAUAUGAUGAGUCUUUUCUCUCAAGCAAACAAAGGGAGGCAUCACGCAGGGAGAGAGACAAAGGAAAAGAUAGAGAAAUCUCACCUAGCAAGACCGACACUCGGGAAUUGGCAAAGGAGAUUGCUCGUGAACCUCUUCCUGUUGCAGCUCUCCCCCAGCAAUCAGAGCCCAUCCCCACUGCUGUACCAGCAAGACAAGCUACAGUUUCUCCAGAACUCACCAGGGACAGACCCUUCAGGCUUAACCUCCAAAAGAAAGCUUUCACAGACCUGAAACAAAAAGAAAAAAUUUUAGAUGAAGAUGAGGUUUCAGAUGAGGGAAGUUCUGCUAGGAAAAGCUUAAUUUUUGAAGCUCCUCCACACCCACCUUCGGUCAAUCUACCUAUCACCCUGGCCAAAGAUACAUCAAUCAAGGAAACACCUAAAAGUUGGUAUGAUAUGACACUAGAAGAGGAGGGUUCUAUGACUGAAGAAGCGAUGAACACAAAAGGCCCCUCACAGAGUCCAAACAACAGUACUUUACCACUCACUGAGAGAAUCCUGGAAGAAGAAGACUGGUUAGAUGAUGGGAAUGACUUUGGGGAUGUAGAUGGCAAUGAUUUUGGAGAAGAAGAUAUUGAUUUGAUGGAGGAGGAUGAUCUACUUGGCGAGGAGCUAAGGAUUGAAAACGAGAAGCACCUCCAAAUCGAUGACUCUGGAAUCGAAAGGGCAGACGGAGGAGCGACUCUUGAAAUCACAGACGGCUCUGGCUUGGGCAAGGUCGUUGAAUCCACUGUCGACGCAAAGAACAAGACUCCUACGAAAGGGGCCAGUUCUUCAUCGGAUCGUGUCUCAGGUUCUUCUGCAUCGAUGAAGAAAAAAAGAGGGUCGCGUAGUCCUUCGGCCUUUGGAGUUUCGCUAAGACAACGUAAUCUCAAAGCUGGGCUUGGCUCUCCAAAGUCCCUCACAGCAGGCCCAGGGCCAAAUGGAUCAAAAGUAAGACAACCAGGCCCAUCUCCAUCAGCUAAUCAGAAAAAAAAGCCCGCGAGGCAGUCUUACCAAAGAACACCAUUUCUAAAGUGGCAAGCGGAAGGCCACCGAAAGUCCCGUGAUGAAUACUAUUGCUUGGAAUUGUCAAGGAGCUGGAGCUCCAUUGACAAAGGAACAUCUUCAAGAACUUCAUCAAUGUUUUCUACCUAGGUUUUUAUUUUUAUCGGAGACAAAAAACAAUCGAUCCU
Molecule: messenger RNA, 4153 nt
Organism: Brassica rapa (field mustard)
Lineage: Eukaryota; Viridiplantae; Streptophyta; Magnoliopsida; Brassicales; Brassicaceae
Source: RefSeq, a predicted model, not a curated record